AUGUCCGAGACCGCUCCCGCUGCCGCCCCCGAUGCGCCCGCGCCCGGCGCCAAGGCCGCCGCCAAGAAGCCGAAGAAGGCGGCGGGCGGCGCCAAAGCCCGCAAGCCCGCGGGCCCCAGCGUCACCGAGCUGAUCACCAAGGCCGUGUCCGCCUCCAAGGAGCGCAAGGGGCUCUCCCUCGCCGCGCUCAAGAAGGCGCUGGCCGCCGGCGGCUACGACGUGGAGAAGAACAACAGCCGCAUCAAGCUGGGGCUCAAGAGCCUCGUCAGCAAGGGCACCCUGGUGCAGACCAAGGGCACCGGCGCCUCCGGCUCCUUUCGGCUCAAUAAGAAGCCCGGGGAGGUGAAGGAGAAGGCUCCUAGGAAGCGAGCGGCUGCUGCCAAGCCUAAGAAGCCGGCGGCCAAGAAGCCCGCGGCUGCUGCCAAGAAGCCCAAGAAGGCGGCGGCGGUGAAGAAGAGCCCCAAGAAAGCCAAGAAGCCGGCGGCCGCAGCCACCAAGAAGGCGGCAAAGAGCCCUAAGAAGGCCGCGAAGGCUGGUCGCCCCAAGAAGGCUGCCAAGAGCCCAGCCAAGGCAAAGGCGGUGAAGCCCAAAGCUGCCAAGCCCAAGGCGACCAAACCCAAGGCAGCCAAGGCAAAGAAGACGGCAGCCAAGAAGAAGUAAGUUAUCCCUGAAGAGUUCCUGCUCUACCUAUUUUGAUAUCCAACGGCUCUUUUAAGAGCCACCCACACUUUCCCUAAAGGAGCUGAGGCACCGAGGUCGUCAGAAACCUGCAGCACGGAUCCAGCAAUUCGUAAGUCGUCAGAGGUCAAUUGCCUUUUCCCUUCCGAUUACUGAAACCUAACGAGCACGGUAUUACGCGGCGGCUUUAGGGAAGUGUAGACUUUGUAUCUUUUGCCGAGUAAUUGGUUUGACUACCGUGAAGAAAUGUUUUAUAAUGAUUUGAUAAAAAUCGGGUGACACUUUUUUAAGAAUAUAUUUUUUAACAAAAGUAAUGGAUUUCCCAGGCGCAAGCUACUACUGAGCCACGUCUAAUGUAUUGUGUUGGUCCUUUUUAAAGUGUCUCUUUAAAAGCUUUUAUGUGUUAGGGGAAGACGUGAGAUUUUUCUUACUGACGCCAUAACAGCCCCUAGCUCUCCCAUCUCUUUUGUUCCCGCUGAGACAUAACAGCAGCUUCUGCUGUUGGAAAAGCCCGCCCUGGCCGAGGAUUGGCCACGAGGAGCCCGGCCCGCUGCCCCUUCCCCCACCCACCGCAGACCCCGCCUUGGGCCCGACGCUUUUGGCCGCGUCGAAGAAAGGAACAGGCACGGAGGAAGGAGGGGAGGGGACAGGCGGUGACGGUGGCCCCCGGAACGCAUCGGUUUCCUUUAGCGCGGUAUACGAACUGAAAGCGUAACGGCGCGUCUCGGGAGAAAUUCCUUUGGGAGAACACUUUGGCACGACUUUGUUAACGGAAGCAUGGAAAGCGUUGCUAUUAUUACCCAACAAAUAAUAUUGAUAAUAAACAUAAA
Centrocercus urophasianus (Greater sage-grouse) is the source of this 1508-nucleotide messenger RNA. Its product is annotated as histone H1.01. Gene Ontology annotation, cellular component: nucleosome. Gene Ontology annotation, biological process: nucleosome assembly. Lineage: Eukaryota; Metazoa; Chordata; Aves; Galliformes; Phasianidae. The transcript has a single exon. The record is from RefSeq and is a predicted model, not a curated record. Gene Ontology annotation, molecular function: DNA binding; structural constituent of chromatin. The coding region runs from base 1 to 660 and encodes 219 amino acids.